Cyprinus carpio (common carp) is the source of this 4105-nucleotide messenger RNA. RefSeq names its product NACHT, LRR and PYD domains-containing protein 12-like. Gene Ontology annotation, molecular function: protein binding. The transcript is spliced from 10 exons. The record is from RefSeq and is a predicted model, not a curated record. The coding region runs from base 565 to 3936 and encodes 1123 amino acids. Lineage: Eukaryota; Metazoa; Chordata; Actinopteri; Cypriniformes; Cyprinidae.
UAAGUAUGUGAAUACUGUUUGAAUACAUAUGUUAAAUUUAGACUGAUUAAGAUAUUGCUGUAGUCAGUAAUCUCACACAUCACUAUUAUAUAAGGUCCCCAUUUCACCAGCCUCUAGAAAGAAGGCAUAGCAAGAUAAGGUAAUAUUUAUUGUUGAGUAUUUGCUGAUGAAUAGCCUUAAUUCAGUAGAUCCCAAUAUUGCUCUGCAGUCUCAGCAUUAAAUCUCCGUUAAAAAAAACUGCUAAUGAAUAUAUAUAUAUGUGUGUGUGUGUGUGUGUGUGUGUGUGUGUGUGUGUGUGUGUGUGUCCUGCUCAAUGUAUAUGCACAGUUUAUUAUACUUAAAAUUCGACUAUUUUCGAUGCACACCCACACAAUAUUAUGGGAUAAUAUCGAAAUCGAAAGUGAAAGCGCAGUUAGAAAGGGGCUUGUGGGAGGACACUGUUUAAAGGAAGCACCAGAGAACUGCGAGACAGCGGCUUAUGAUCCGAAGGUCUUGCACAUUACCAGAAAACAGCUUACUACCCCCAUUGAAAAAUAAGGUGGAUACAAGACCAAGGUAGACAAGAUGGCAUCUGUUCCAGAGCAUCUUUUGGAAGUAGUGGAUGAGUUGGAUAAAAACAAACCAAAGAGACUAAAAAGUGCAGUCACGGCUGAUGAAGUGGAGAAGGCAGAUGGAAAGGAUGGGUCAAUACAGACGAUCCGCCCCUCUCAAACAUCAGUCAGUGUUGAUUUGAAUGCUAAAGCAGGUGCAACUGUAAACGCUCCUGUACUCACUGGAAAUGUCAUUCAAGGCCCAGUAAUCAUCAGCUUCAACCCAGCCACUGGUGCUGUCGGGCCCCAAAAUCCACCUGAAAGACAGAUGUCACAGAAACAAGAGGAUGACAUAUUACAAAAAAUCCUGGAAAGUCACAAAGACCACAUUAAGGCCAAAACGGGACGUGUGUUUGAGGGCAAAAAGGAGAACAAAACACACCUCAGCAAAGUGUACACUGAACUCUUCAUCACUGAAGGGGAUAUUACAGAAGUCUAUGAUGAACAUGAAGUUCUGAAGUUUGACCGAGCCUUGAAAACUCCCAAAUUUGAGGACACACCGAUCGACUGCAAUGACAUAUUCAGUUUACUGAAGCAAAAAGAGGAGGGAAACAUUGUGUUGACCAAAGGCAUCGCUGGCAUUGGAAAGACAUUCUCCGUGCACAAGUUCAUUCUGGAUUGGGCCGAAGGAAAAGCCAAUCGGGAUGUGGACUGUGUGUUUCUGCUGCCAUUCAGAGAGUUGAACUUGAUUAAAGAUGAUAAAGAGAUCAGUCUCCACGAGCUUCUGUUGGAAUUUUAUCCUGAUUUGAAUGACGUAGAAAACACCAAGUUUUAUAAAAAAUGCAAACUGGCAUUUAUCUUUGAUGGACUUGACGAGAGUCGCCUGGAAUUGGAUUUUGAUUGUAAAUUAGUAAAAUGUGUCAAUGCGCGUUCAUCUGUUGAUGUUUUAUUUACAAGCCUAGUUAUAGGCAAACUGCUUCCGUCUGCUUUCAUCUGGGUGACGUCACGACCAGCAGCGGCCAAUCUGAUCCCUCCUGAGUAUGUAGGAUUGUUUACAGAGGUGCGUGGAUUCACCGACCAGCAGAAAGAGGAAUAUUUUAGAAAACGGAUCGUAGAUGAAGCUCAGGCCUCCAAAAUAAUCUCACACAUCAGGAUGUCUCGUAGUCUCUAUAUCAUGUGCCACAUUCCCGUCUUCUGCUGGAUUACGGCUACCGUUCUUCAGGAUAUUCUUGUCAAAAACGAUGGACAGGACAUUCCUUCGACCCUCACCGAAAUGUACAUCCACUUCCUUCUGAUACAGAUGAACAUGAAGAACCAGAAGUAUGAGAAGAAACAGGAAAGAGAUCGCACAAAGCUUUUGAGUUCCAACAAAGACAUGAUCUUCAAGUUGGCUAAACUGGCAUUCGAACAGUUGAAGGAGGAUAAUAUCAUGUUCUAUGAGAAGGAUCUGAAAGCGUGCGGCAUCAAUGAAAGUGAGGAUUCCACAGGAUUGUGCACUGAAAUCUUCAAGAAGGACUCUGUUUUGCACGAGAUGAAGGUGUAUUACUUCAUACAUUUGAGUGUGCAGGAGUUUCUGGCCGCAUUGCACGUGUUCCUCUGCUAUUUGAAGCAGGACAUGGAAGAGCUGAUUUUCUUCCUGGAGAAUUCACGUCCUAAUAAGAAAGAACUGCUGUAUGUUCUGCUGAGGAAGGCGAUCGAUAAAGCGAAAGAGAGUGACCGAGGGCAUUUUGAUCUCUUUUUGCGGUUCUUGCUGGGUAUUUCUCUUGAGUCCAAUCAGAAACUCCUCAUCGGCUUGCUGGACGAAACGCUGAACAGUAAAAACUGCAUCAAUAAAACCAUCCAGUACAUCAAGCAACUGCAAAACAAUGACAAGUGCCCAAAUAAAUCCAUCAACCACUUCUUCUGCAUCCUGGAGCUGCAGGACAGAACCCUGUACCAACAAAUCAUGAAAUAUCUGAGGUCAGAGAACGGCCAGCCGAACGCAGUGUCCAACUCCAACUGCUCAGCGCUGGUCUAUGUGCUUCUGAUGUCAGGUGAGGUGCUGGAUGACUUUGACCCGAAGAUGUUCAACAAAACAUAUGCAGGAUGUAGGAGACUCGUCCCAGCCGUGAGAUGCUGCAGAAAAGCCCUGUUUUCAGACUGUGGAUUGACACAACAGUGCUGUGAAACAGUGGCUGUGGCUCUUCAGCUAGAAGACUGUCCUCUGAGUGAACUGGACCUGAGUCACAAUUACAGCAUCGAGGCGGGGGUGAAGAUGCUUUCUGCUGGACUGAAGAGCCCACACUGUCAUCUGGAGACACUUAGGUUGGCCUGUUGUCAUUUUGGCCAGGAGAGCUGUGUAGAGCUGAUCUCUGCUCUCAAGAAUAUCUCACAUCAUCUAAGAGAGCUCGACCUCAGCGGCAAUGACCUGCAGGACUCUGGGCUCCAUAAGCUCCUAAAUGAGAUGGAAAAUACAGAGAGAAAACUUCAGGUUCUGAGGCUGAGCUGGUGUAACCUAACUUCGAAGAGUUGUGGGCACCUUUCUUUGAUCCUCAGCUCAGAUUUGCCCCUGACAGAGCUGGAUCUAAGUAACAAUGACCUUCAAAAUUCAGGAGUGAAGCUGAUCUCUGAUGGUCUGAAGAGUCCAAACUGUCAGCUGGAGAUACUGAGGUUGUCUGGCUGUAUGGUGACGGAGGAAGGCUGUGGAUAUAUGUCUUCAGCUCUGAGUUCAAACCCCUCAAACCUAAGAGAGCUGGAUCUGAGCUACAAUCACCCAGGACCAUCAGGAGUCCAGCUGCUCAAACACAAACUGGAGGAUCCAGAAUAUAAACUGCAGAUAUUCAAAACUAAGCCUAUGGGUGAACACUUCAUCAAAGCAGGGAUAAGGAAGUAUGCAUGCGAUCUCACGCUGGAUCCAAACACAGCUCAUGUUCAGUUGUGUCUCUCCAAUGGAGACAGAACAGCAGCAUAUGUAAUGCAGAAGCAGCCAUAUCCAGAUCAUCCAGAGAGAUUUGAAUCUGUCCAACAAGUGCUGUCUAGAGAGAGCCUGUCCGGCCGCUGCUACUGGGAGGCCGAAUGGACGGGUCCAGAGGGGACAGUUGGGGUGACCUACAAAAACAUCCUGAGGAAAAGUGAUGAUCUUUGUAUAGUAGAGGCCACCAGUCAGCUUGGAAACAAUAAUGUGUCAUGGAAAAUUACCUUUGCAUAUAUUCCACAUGUUUCUCACGCUGACGAAGACAUUAAUAUAAAGGCUUCAUCCUCCUCUAAAAGAGUGGGUGUGUAUGUGGACACGACGGCUGGCGUUUUGUCCUUCUACAGUGUCUCUGACACACUCACACACUUGUACACCUUCCUCUCGGCUUUUAAAGAUCCUCUCUAUGCAGCAUUCAAGGUGGACAGUGACUCUGUGUCCUUUUGCCAGGUGUAACCUGCAAGCCUCUUUAUCCUAACAUUAAGCACAUUUAUUGCCAUUCAAUUCAAUUCAAUUCAAGUUUAUUUGUAUAGCGCUUUUUACGAUACAAAUCAUUGCAAAGCAACUUUACAGAAAAUUAAGUUUCUACAAUAUUUAUUAGUAGUAGCUUAUCAGUGAUGACUGU